Messenger RNA from Alnus glutinosa, 4737 nucleotides. RefSeq lists its product as uncharacterized. The transcript has 2 exons. The coding region runs from base 634 to 1782 and encodes 382 amino acids. The record is from RefSeq and is a predicted model, not a curated record. NCBI's taxonomy places the organism in Eukaryota, Viridiplantae, Streptophyta, Magnoliopsida, Fagales, Betulaceae.
UCGAAGGAAUCUACGGCACUGGGCUUCAUGCCCGUGUCUGGCAAGCGGCGGCUGCGCAAUCACGGUUGUUAGUGGCGUGAUCUUGCCGUCAUGGUUUGCUCUGUUGGUUUGCUCCGUUGGUUGUCGCCGGUGUUGGUUGCGAUGGCCGGAGCUGUGCUUAGUGGUGGCGUCGGUGCAGUCUGUGGAGGUUGACGUCGUCUGCGGUUGCCGGAGCCACGUUUAGUGGUGGUGUGGCUCUCCCGGUGGUUGUUCAGUGCGUGGGUUCAGUGGAGAUUGGACUGACGUGGUCACCGGCCAUCUCGGUUGUCGCUGCGGAGGAUCUGCGUUGGGCCGGGUCACUCAAACCCGCACGGGUCAGCCCAGUCCAUUCGGUUCAGUUCCGACCGCUCCGUGUUCCAGUCAACCCGACCCGCUUUUAACUCGAUCCGGUUCAUCCAGUUCCAGACCCGGUUCAGACAUUCCAGAUCCUGUUCAUCCAGUUCCAGAUCCGGUUCAUCCAGUUCCCGACCCGGUUCAACCCAUUUUAGACCCGUUCAGCUUGGUUCAGGUCCAUUUUACACACUUUAUUGCUUGUGUUGUGUUUUUGGGCUUUCUUCUUCUUGUUGGUACACUUUGGGGUAGUUUCGACUCAGCAUGACUACUCCUACUAAAUCAGAUAUACCCACUUCGGCUUCUAUGGGUAAUAUACCACUGACAUCCGUGAAAUUAAAUGGCAAAAAUUAUGUCUAUUGGGCACGUUCUGUUGAGGUAUCCUUGCGCGGGAAGGGUUUGUAUACUCAUUUGCAAUCAGGCAAACCGACUGAUUCUACUUCCACCAGCCUUUGGGAUCAGGAAGACAAUCAGAUUAUCUCUCUUAUGCUGAACAGUGUUGAACCUCACAUUGGAUCCUCGUGUAUUUAUCUUCCUACUGCCAAGGAUAUCUGGGAUCAUCUUAGUCAUAUGUAUUCUGGUACUGGCAAUAUUACUCGCAUUUAUGAAGUCUGCAAACAAUACUUUGGACUCGAGCAAGGUGCUCAGCCUGUGGACGAGUAUUACAAUCAGGUUGUGGCCAUCUGUCAGGAGCGGGAUAUGUAUCAACCACUCUCAACUGAUCUACAGAAAAUGGGCAAGCAACGUCAAGAUGUGGAUGUGGUUCGCUUUCUUCUCGGUUUGAAACCUGAGUAUGAGUCAGUUCGUGCACAGAUCUUGGGUAGUUCAGAUCUCCCAUCUCUUCCUGAGGUUUUUUCUCGUAUUCAGCGUGCUACUCUAUCUGAUCAUGGCCCUGUGUUGAAUUCUGACCGUGAGGGUGAUCGCGCUGCUUUUAUUGCUGCCCGUGGUGGUUCUGGUAGUUCCCGUGGAGGACGUGUCAGUAGAGGUGGUCGUGGUUUUCGCGGUGGACGUGAUUCUCGAGGUAGUGGUCGUACGGGCGGUCGUGGGUCUCGCAAAUGCACUCAUUGUGGCCGAAACAAUCAUUCUGUGGAUUAUUGUUGGGAUCUACAUGGCACACCAUCUGGGUUUGCCAAUCAGGUGUCUUCUCAAGCAGAUUCUCUAGCCACCUCUGGACCCCCUGCUCCGUCCAGCCUCAAUUUGGAGUGUGAUGUCAUCUCCAUUCCGAAAGAUGAGUAUGCUCAAUUCUUGGCCCAUAAGCAAGCUUCUUCCUCUUCCAUUGCUACUCUUGCUCAGUCAGGUACUGCAUCUCACUGUCUUUUAUCCUCCACUAGCAACCCAUGGGUUAUCGAUUCUGGCGCAAAUGAACACAUGACUGGAUCUCAAGACGAAGAGGAUGAUUGGUAUGGGGCAUGAAGUUGGUGGCUUAUAUUAUCUGGACCUCGCACCUACACCCGCCUCUCACGCUUUGCAGUCCUCGGCCUCCGCUCUUCAAUGGCAUUGUCGUCUUGGUCAUCCGUCUCUUCCUACUUUGAAGCAUCAAGUCCCAAGUCUUCGUUCUGAGUUAUCUGUGUCUUGUGAAGCUUGUCAGCUUAGUAAGCAUCGUCGUGUUUCUUUUCUGUCUAUAGUUGUCCGUAGGGUUUCGAGUCCUUUUGAGUUGGUUCAUUCUGAUGUAUGGGGUCCCAUUAAUAUCGCGUCCAAUAAAUUCCAUUAUUUUGUGACUUUUGUGGAUGAUUUUUCCCGUAUGACAUGGUUAUUUUUAAUGAAAAAUCGUACUGAGCUAUUCUCUAUUUUUCAAAUUUUCCGCAAUAUGGUUAAAACUCAAUUUGCUCAGAAAAUCCGUCUCUUGCGUUCGGAUAAUGCCAAAGAAUACACAUCCGGUCAUUUUACCUCUUAUUUGUCUGAUAAAGGCAUUAUCCAUCAAACCUCUUGUGCUCACACUCCACAACAAAAUGGUGUGGCCGAACGCAAGAAUCGUCAUUUAUUGGAUGUUACACGUUGUCUCGUCUCAUAUGCAUGUCCCCAAACAAUUUUGGAGUGAUGCUGUUCUCAUUGCUUGUUAUCUCAUUAAUAGGAUGCCCUCCUCGGUCUUAGAUGGUGUUUCUCCUCGUUCCCUUUUAUAUCCUUCUUCCUCCCCGUUCUCCUUGCCCCUUAAGGUAUUUGGGUGUGUUUGCUAUGUCCAUAAUUUAGGUCCCGGUUUUGAUAAACUUGACCCUCGUGCUACUAAAUGUGUAUUUCUUGGAUAUUCCUCCACUCAGAAAGGAUAUCGUUGCUAUAGUCCUGUUCUUCGACGCUACUUCACUAGCGCCGAUGUCACAUUUGUUGAGUCUCUCCCCUAUUUCCCUGCUACAACUUCUUUGGGUGACUCUUUUCUUGCACCUGAUGUUGCGUCCAUUCCGCUGCCUAUUCCAUUUCUCUCUGAGCCUACCUCUGCUCCUCCAGUCUUGUCGCCACCACACUCGCUUGCCCCACUCCAGCUUUAUACGCGUCGACCAUGCCCAUUAGCUCCUGCUCCUCCAUCAUCGUCCUCACCGUCUUCAGAUCCAGUGUUUCCACCUGCAUCAGACUCCUUGCCCAUUGCCCUACGGAAAGGUACACGUUCUUGCACUACUUACCAUCCUAUCAGUCAGUUUGUAUCCACUAGUUCUUUAUCUCCUUCACUACUUGUUUUAUUUCCCACCUCUCUCGUAUUUCCAUUCCAAAGACAGUGCAUGAUGCUUUAUCUCACUCCGGUUGGAGGCAAGCUAUGGAAUUGGAAAUGAGCGCCUUGCAUCAAAAUGGGACGUGGGAGCUUGUUCCUUUACCACCUCAUAAGAAGACUGUUGGUUGCAAAUGAGUCUUCACAGUUAAGUUUAAUCCUGAUGGUUCUGUUGAUCGAUUGAAAGCUCGGCUGGUUGCUAAAGGCUAUACACAAACGUAUGGUAUUGAUUAUGAUGAAACUUUCUCACCCGUUGCCAAAAUUUCUUCUGUUCGUGUUCUUAUUUCUUUGGCUGCUACUCUGGAUUGGCCCUUGUUUCAAUUGGAUGUCAAAAAUGCCUUUUUGCAUGGGGAUUUGCAUGAGGAGGUUUAUAUGGAGCAACCACCUGGGUUUGUUGCUCAGGGGGAGUCUCCAGGCCGUGUCUGUAAGUUGAAAAAGGCAUUGUAUGGUCUCAAGCAAUCAUCGAGGGCAUGGUUUGGAAAAUUCUCUAAAGCAGUAUUGAAGUUUGGUCUUCAGAGAUGUCAGACGGAUCAUUCAGUAUUUCACUUACACACUAGUGUAGGCUAUAUAUUUCUUGUGGUAUAUGUAGAUGAUAUUGUUAUUACUGGAGAUGAUUCAGAAGGCAUUGCUCGUUUAAAACAGUUUCUACAACAGCAGUUUCAUACAAAGGAUUUGGGCAAACUUCGAUAUUUCCUAGGUAUUGAAGUUGCUAGAUCUCGAACAGGUAUCAACUUAUCUCAGAGAAAGUAUGCACUUGAUUUAUUAGAAGAGACAGGUCUCUUGGGUUCUCGACCAGUUGAUGUUCCGAUGGAUCCAAAUAAGAAAUUAUUGAAGGGUGAAGGUGAAUUUUUUGAAGAUCCGGGCAGGUACCGCCGUCUAGUUGGGAAGUUGAACUAUCUUACUAUCACCAGGCCAGAUAUCUCAUAUGCAGUUAGUGUUGUUAGUCAGUUCUUGGAGGCUCCUCGGGUUUCAAAUUGGGAAGCUGUUACUCGCAUUCUUCGGUAUUUGAAGAGAGCCCCUGGUCUAGGAAUACUAUAUAGACCAAAUGGACAUCUUAGAGUCGAAGGUUUUACUGAUGCAGAUUGGGCAGGUUCUCCUUCAGAUAGACGAUCUACUACAGGUUAUUGCACAUUCUUUGGUGGUAAUCUUGUCACUUGGAAGAGUAAGAAACAAACAGUAGUGGCACGAUCUAGUGCUGAAGCAGAGUACAGGGCAAUGGCUCAUACUGCUACUGAAUUGACCUGGUUACAACAUUUCCUUCAAGAGAUUGGGUUCUCAGCUCCUACUCCUAUUCCGUUAUUUUGUGAUAAUCAGGCUGCUUUACAUAUUGCAUCUAACCCAGUUUUUCAUGAAAGGACUAAGCAUAUUGAGGUUGAUUGUCAUUUCAUCUUAGACAAGAUACUCGAUGGAGAUAUAUCUACAGCAUACGUGAAGUCUGGAGACCAGUUAGCUGAUGUGUUUACAAAAGCUUUGUGUCGGAACCAGUUAGAGUGUAUUUGUAACAAGCUGGGCUUAUAUGAUAUAUAUGCUCCAGCUUGAGGGGGAGUGUUAGAAUAAUAUAUUAGGGUUUGAGGGUAUUGUGGUCAUUGUAAUAUUCUCCAAAGCCUAUAUAAUAAUGUGUGAGGUAGGCUACGUAAGAUAAUAUAACGUGCCUCCUCUUUCUUUUCACAAAA